AUGGUUCCUUUAAUGUUUCUAGUCGGACGGCAUUUCUGCCUGGACCAACAGCCGGGGGCGGGGGGCAACAUCCGCACCAAACAUUCCCCGCCAGUUUCUGCCCGAAUAACGGUGGUGAAUCUCACCUGGACCCACGGUACCGUUAUGGAGCGCGAGGCCAUGGACGGUCUCUGCAACGUGUCCAAAGCGGCGAUUCUGAGAGUCAUCGUCGGCGAGAAACUGACGACGGCCGCGCAGGAGAUCUUAGCGGUGGUGGAGAGAACCGUGGCCGACUACGAGGAGGAGGCUUCGGGCUUCAGGCAGGAGAUCGACCGGCAGAGGAGACAGCUGGAGGUUCUGCUGCACUCGGAGAUCAAAGUAGAAACAACAGAUGACGAGCAGCUGUUUCCCAUCUUUGAGCCGACACCUGAGCAGGUGUCAGGAGGGGGAGGACAAUUCCAUGAAGAGGAGCAGCAGCACAAAAUUGAGCUUAGUGUGGAGGAUGAUGGGAGUGUGGGUUUCCUCUGCUACACUGGAGAACAUACAGGAGAAGAGGAGCAGCAGCAGCAGGAGGAAGAGGAGGAGUCCUGUGAGCGACAAGCGCUGACCCCCCUGCAGGAGCAGGAUCACAUCACAGAGCCGGAUUAUGAAAUAGCAUCAAGGUUAUUGCCUCCCACAGUUCAGUCUGACAGGAGGAGCAUUGGCAAACCUCGGGUCAGCGAAUCCCAGGGCCAAGUGGAUCUAAGAAUCUGCAUCCUGGAGAACUCUCAGAUCGAGGUCCUGUCGGCCAAAGUGUUUCAGCAGUGUCCGGUGCAGGAGCUGCAGUGUCCUCGUGGACUAGAGGAGGCCGACUUCCUGGACCUGCUGAGGUCCACCUUCCCUCAGCUGGCGGCCGAUAAACCCUUUGACUUCUUCACAACCGACAGAAGACGGACGCUGCAGCCUCUGAGAGUGAAGACUCUGACACCAGAGGAGAUCUGCGGGACCAUCAGGUCCAUCGGGGCGGGAAACUCCGCCCUCUACAUCCGACUGAAGACGGAGGAGGAGCAGAGAGCGACUGAUGAAGAGUUUCAUCUGCCACAGAGAAAAGAAGCUGCUGCUGAUUCAGCGUCUGAUCCGACCAGACCACACCCAGAGUACCUGAACUCCUCAGCUGCUGCAGACGAGACAGUUCAGUCUGACAGGAGGCGUCGCAGGCGUAGGAGCAGCAAACCACGCAGCAACCUGGAUCUCAGGAUCCGCAUCCUGGAGGACUCCCAGACCGAUGUGCUCUCAACCCCCGUGUUUCAGCAGUGUCCGGUGCAGGAGCUGCAGUGUCCUCAUGGACUAGAGGAGGCCGACUUCCUGGACCUGCUGAGGUCCACCUUCCCUCAGCUGGCGGCCGAUAAACCCUUUGACUUCUUCACAACCGACAGAAGCCGGACGCUGCAGCCUCUGAGAGUGAAGACUCUGACACCAGAGGAGAUCUGCGAGACCAUCAGGUCCAUCGGGGCGGGAAACUCCGCCCUCUACAUCCGACUGAAGACGAAGGAGGAGCAGAGAGCGACUGAUGAAGAGUUUCAUCUACCACAGAGAAAAGAAGCUGCUGCUGAUUCAGCGUCUGAUCCGACCAGACCACACCCAGAGUACCUGAACUCCUCAGCUGCUGCAGACGAGACAGUUCAGUCUGACAGGAGGCGUCGCAGGCGUAGGAGCAGCAAACCACGCAGCAACCUGGAUCUCAGGAUCCGCAUCCUGGAGGACUCCCAGGCCGAUGUGCUGUCAACGCCCGUGUUUCAGCAGUGUCCGGUGCAGGAGCUGCAGUGUCCUCAUGGACUAGAGGAGGCCGACUUCCUGGACCUGCUGAAGUCCACCUUCCCUCAGCUGGCCACCGAUAAACCCUUUGACUUCUUCACAACCGACAGAAGCCGGACGCUGCAGCCUCUGAGAGUGAAGACUCUGACACCAGAGGAGAUCUGCGAGACCAUCAGGUCCAUCGGGGCGGGAAACUCCGCCCUCUACAUCCGACUGAAGACGAAGGAGGAGCAGAGAGCGACUGAUGAAGAGUUUCAUCUACCACAGAGAAAAGAAGCUGCUGCUGAUUCAGCGUCUGAUCCGACCAGACCACACCCAGAGUACCUGAACUCCUCAGCUGCUGCAGACGAGACAGUUCAGUCUGACAGGAGGCGUCGCAGGCGUAGGAGCAGCAAACCACGCAGCAACCUGGAUCUCAGGAUCCGCAUCCUGGAGGACUCCCAGGCCGAUGUGCUGUCAACGCCCGUGUUUCAGCAGUGUCCGGUGCAGGAGCUGCAGUGUCCUCAUGGACUAGAGGAGGCCGACUUCCUGGACCUGCUGAAGUCCACCUUCCCUCAGCUGGCCACCGAUAAACCCUUUGACUUCUUCACAACCGACAGAAGCCGGACGCUGCAGCCUCUGAGAGUGAAGACUCUGACACCAGAGGAGAUCUGCGAGACCAUCAGGUCCAUCGGGGCGGGAAACUCCGCCCUCUACAUCCGACUGAAGACGAAGGAGGAGCAGAGAGCGACUGAUGAAGAGUUUCAUCUGCCACAGAGAAAAGAAGCUGCUGCUGAUUCACCGUCUGAUCCGACCAGACCACACCCAGAGUACCUGAACUCCUCAGCUGCUGCAGACGAGACAGUUCAGCCUGAGAGGAGGCGUCGAAGGCGUAGGAGCAGCAAACCACGCAGCGACCUGGAUCUCAGGAUCCGCAUCCUGGAGGACUCCCAGACCGAUGUGCUCUCAACCCCCGUGUUUCAGCAGUGUCCGGUGCAGGAGCUGCAGUGUCCUCAUGGACUAGAGGAGGCCGACUUCCUGGACCUGCUGAGGUCCACCUUCCCUCAGCUGGCGGCCGAUAAACCCUUUGACUUCUUCACAACCGACAGAAGCCGGACGCUGCAGCCUCUGAGAGUGAAGACUCUGACACCAGAGGAGAUCUGCGAGACCAUCAGGUCCAUCGGGGCGGGAAACUCCGCCCUCUACAUCCGACUGAAGCCUCAUGAGAAGCUCCAGGUGAAAACAAAUCGUCCUCCUCUGCAGAGAAAAGACGUCCCUGCUAAAAACUCUCCGUCGGCCCCCGAUCACACCGGACUAAACGGCAGUGUCGGGUCUGACAGGAAGAGGCUGGGCCGUCCUCGGCUCAGCGACAUACUGAACCACGUGGAUCUCAGGAUUCGGCUCCUGGAGGACUCGCAGAUCAAAGUGCUCUCAGCCAGAGUGUUCAGGAAGUAUCCGGUGCAGGAGCUGAGGUGUCCUCGUGGACUACAGGAGGCCGACUUCCUGGACCUGCUCAGGUCCACCUUCCCUCAGCUGGCGGCCGACGGACUCUUUGACGUCUUGGUAGCUGACAGAACCCGGAUGCUGCAGCCUCUGAGAGUGAAGACCCUGACGCCGGAGGAGGUCUCCAGCACCAUGAGGUUCUUCGGCCACUCUGUCCUCUACAUCCGCCUGAAGGCGCCAGAGGAAAAAGCUCAUCUCCCGCAGGGAAACGUCGAUGCCGCUACAGAUUCUCCGUCCACCUCCGAUCCGAGCGGACGCCACAGCAGCUCCGUUCAACAACAAGAGGGAAACAGAGUCGACUUCCUGUUCAGCUGCUCCACGUCAGAGCAGCAGGGCGUGUUCACAGAGGAGGCUGAUGAUGAUGAUGAUGAAGAUGAAGACUGUGAGAGGUCACGGUCUCCCAGUCUCUGGUCUCUUCAGUGUCUGCUUCUGUCUGAGAGCGAACAAGACGAGGAGGAAGUGAACGACGGAGACGACGACUGGAGACCGGAGAAAACUGAGGAGAGUCUGAGGAACAAAGAGCCGGAGAAGACGACGGGGAAGCGGCGGCUCGAGCGUCCACGCGUCCGAGCGAAGAGGAAACGGGUCCGGUCGCCUCGGCCGGUGCUGACGGGCAGAAACGGCGACGCCCCUCUAUCCUGUAGCAUCUGCGGAGCGCUGCGUUGGUCGACAGGCAUGUUGAUCAAACACUCCUGGAGUCACGUGGAUCAUCCGGAGCGGCAGUGCGGCGUCUGUGGAGAACAGUCGGAGUCCACGGAGCAGCUGCGGAUUCAUCUCCAGAGCCACCAGAAAACACACAGCUGUAACAUCUGCGGAAAGUCCUUCCUGUCCACCAGCGGCUACAACGGACACAUCGCCCUUCACAAAGGAGAGAAACCACACAAAUGUAAGAUUUGCCACAAAGCGUUCACCCAGAGGGGAACGCUCGUCAACCACAUGUGGGUCCACACCGCCAACAAACCGCACAAAUGUGAUAUCUGCCAAAUAUCCUGCGUUUCCAAGACCAAGCUGGAAAGUCACAGAGUGAAACACACCGGAGAGUCGCUGUACAGCUGCAGCACCUGCUCCAAACCUUUCCGCAGCCUCCAGACUUUAUCCCAGCACAUGGUGUCGCACUCGGGUCGAAAGAGACUGUACGACUGCGACGUCUGCGGCAGAAAGUUCACCUCCAACAAGAGACUUCAGUCCCACCUGAGGAGACACAGCAGCGUCCCGACGGCUGCAGACAGUGCAACAAACGCUUCAGGUGCAAAGCCAAGCUGGUGACUCACAUGAGGCUCCACCCCUUAUAAACACAGGGGAGGGGCCUCAUAAUGUGAUAUCCAGUCAGAUUAAACAAAUCCUCUGUGAUGUUUUCUUCUCACAGUGACUCUGAGUUUCUGCAGCGUUCACAUUAAACUGGAGACGUUUCAGUUCCUUUUAAGUACAGACACAGUUUCAUAUUUUCCUCAUGGUCAAAGAGACGGUAACGAGACCCGGACACAUCUGGAUCACCGAACACCCCCAGCUCAAAGAGACAGAACACCUGAACCAGACUUUUAAAACCUAAGGCUUUUUUAUUAUUGAGGGAAAAGUUGCUUUUUAAUCUUAAUUAAUCAAUUCAUCAUUUGCUCCAUGAAACAUCCAAAAAUAAUGAGAAAAAAAAAAUGCUCACAACUUCAAGGAUCCAGGCCGAUGUCUUCAAACGUUUUCCUCUGUGUGGACAGUGUUUGCUGGUGGAUAUGAUGAAGUUGCACCGUUGUGCCUGAUGCAACGUAAAAUAUAAGAUUCAACAGAUCCCCUGCGGCUCUCGGCUGCGAGCUCAUUGGCUCCUGCUGAAGAUGUAAUGUAUGGUAACACUUUUCAGCUGCACGUGUUCGCAGGUGAAAAUCAAUUUAGACUGAGACAUGAACCUAAGCGCCGUGUUUUCUUCUUCUGUGUUUUAUUUGAAGUGUAAUUUAGAACCUAGACCUGCUGUAUAAUCAAACACAUGGACAGAAACCUUUAGGAACCAUUCAUGCUUUAACUGUUGGAAAUGAUAGAAUAUUGCAGCGGACUUCACGCAGGAAGAUCGUGACGCCAUCGAAAGAGACAGAAGAGCGUUUGUGCAUUAAAUUACAUUUUUAUAAAGUGACAACAUGAGUUUGGUAGUUUUAGGUUGUUUUAGCAAUAGAUUCUUAGACUUUACGUUGGUGAUAUUUUGUCCUUCAGGGAUUCUCAUCAGGUCAGAGCGAUUAACAGAGUGAACCAGUGACAAAGGAGAGAGAAAGAAAUGUGAUGAUGGUUUACAUUUCUCCUGUUUAUCUGUAGAAAUUCAAGAACAUAAAAAUGCCUUUGGAAAAGUUUACAAAGUCUAAAUCAGUGUAAACAUCCAACAAUGUUACAUUAAGGUGUUUUUUUUUUUUUUCUACCAAAAAGUUUACAUAUUUUUACAUUUGUAAGUUUUUAUUGUUUUUUCUUUUUUAUUAAUGACGUUGUUUUAUUGGUGUUUCGUUAAAGAGACUCAGAGAAGCAGGUGUUCCUAAUAAAGUGCUCACUCAGUACAUUGCAGUGACCUUUAGACUUACAGUAAGAUGAGAUCAGGUUCACAGUGCAGUGAUGUAAACUAACCUGGACCAGGUUUAAAUCUCCAUGGUUACGUCAGACGUAUUUAAACUUCCUGGUUGAACUGGUUUCAGUUGUUUUAAAACACAGACAUGGAAGCGGUUUAUUGUGAAUGUUGUCGUCCCUCCUGUCGUGACAUGAACAUGUGAACGUCUCAAACUGCUGGACCAUGUUGUGUCAGGUCGUUCUGAUGUCCGGAUUAAAUCUGUUAUUUUUCCACUUCA
Molecule: messenger RNA, 6062 nt
Organism: Seriola aureovittata
Lineage: Eukaryota; Metazoa; Chordata; Actinopteri; Carangiformes; Carangidae
Exons: 22
Coding region: 1-4521 (1506 amino acids)
Biological process (GO): regulation of transcription by RNA polymerase II
Cellular component (GO): nucleus
Molecular function (GO): RNA polymerase II transcription regulatory region sequence-specific DNA binding; DNA-binding transcription factor activity, RNA polymerase II-specific
Source: RefSeq, a predicted model, not a curated record